AUGUCUCUUCGCAGCAUUCGUCCUGCGGCUGGUGCGUCUGGGAGUAAUCCAGGUCAAUCCGCAUCCGGCAGUACGGGGACCCUAAAAAACCGCGACAAGAGAGACGAAGGCAGCUCUUCCAACUCGAAACGACGACGAGUUCCCGAAUCUUGUGACGGUCAGAAGCCUUGCAAAAGAUGUGCAACACGAGUAGAGACAGCGGAAUGUAUCUACGAGGUGCAUAUCAAGCAUGCAAAAGAGGAGCUGGUGAAGCAGAUUAAAGAAUUCAAGGCAAAAGACCAAUUGACUGACAGGAUCCUGACGGCAUUGAGCGAAGAGAACGAGAAGGUUCCCGAGAUCAUCGAGCGACUGCAGAAUAGGGAGCAGUAUGAGAGUAUCGUCGAAUGGCUUGGUCAUCCCCAUAUUGAAGACAUUGAUUCCACAUCACCUCGAAUAUCGCACAACUCUACGUUCGAAAUGUCAGACCACGAAAUGGGAGGAGGGCCUUUGUCCACCAGAUGGACGUCUGUGAAAUGCGAUGGUUCAGUGUUCGACCACCUCUUCUCGUUGUACUUCGCUUGGGUGCAUCCAGUUCACACCUUGUUUGAUGAGGGCCGCUUCGUCGAUAAUUACAAUAACCAGUCAACGGACUACUGCUCCGAAAGCCUCGCAAGUGCAAUGUGUGCUUUGGCCUGCCACUUACACACCGCAACCGGCGCGGCUGGUAUAGACGAGCCAGAUUUUGAUCAGCUAGGAGAAGAAUUCAGUGAUGCUGCCAUCGCCAAUCUUGAUCCACAGGACCACACAAUCACCAAUAUACAAGCAUUCGCGGUCAUGUUCCUCGUGGACUGCGCACGCGGCAAAGGACUGCGAGCCGCUUCAUACCUAAGAGAGGCUACCAGUGCCUUGUCGGCGUUGAAACUCGAACGAUUCGAAGCAUUGGAGGGAUUUAAUGAGGUUUGGAAGAAUACACUUGGUGGCAUCCGGAAUUUAAACGUUGAAUGGGCGCAGGUGACCUGCCAAAUCCCCGUCCAUGUUAACAGUAACGGCUUUGAUCAAGUCGAAGAAUACGAUGCAGCAAUCGACAAGAGGGCCUGGUUCCUGUACCGUCAUGCGCAUGAAGAAGAAGUAGAAAAAUUUCCCAGUCUCCUUGGGACGACCAAUCGAGAAAAAUCCAACCUAAUCGACCUCAUAGGAGAGGCGACGGCGAUGCUGUACACUCUCAACACGGCAUGUCUGAAGGCAAAUCACAUCUUAGGGCUUUACAGCAGGUUUGUAAAGUGGCGGAACGAAUUGCCUGAGGUCCUCAAAGACCUGGGAAGUAGGAAACGGCCUGCGCUUCCACAUAUUCUCUCGCUUUGGAUCCUAUAUGCCAGCUCUGUGACCCACCUGCUACGACCCUUAUUGGAGCUGCCUGGCUUCAGUAAUUCCUCCGUUCGAGCCGUGCUCUGGCAUCAUGCCCAACGCGGACUGCAUGUGCUAGAUGAGAAGUACAAAACAGCAUACACUUGUAGAUACCAGCCGGUUCUUCAAAUGUUUUCGGUCCUGCAUCUCACUGGCGUUAUCGCUCAACAUUUUCCGGGCGGAGUUUCUGGGGUCGGAACCGAAGGAAGUGGUACAGAUGGACCGGAGGCUAUACAUCUUGGAAUAGAAGCCCUCGGGCAAUCGCGAAAUGGAUUUCCAGUGGCCGGGCCAUUCCAAGAAAUGCUACGGCGCACAGCAGCCCAGGAAAACCUUCUAAUCAUGCCGCCAUCCCCAGCACUGAAGAGGAUAUAUCGCAUCGAUGAUUUUCUCGACGCCUGCACCAGGCCCACGUACCUCCAGCCCUUCGCGGAGAUCCACACUAGAUUUCAUCCUUCGUUGAAAAGCCAAUGGGUGGCGGAGGCGGCUACUUUUCGUUUUAUCGAUUCGAUUUUGAGCGCGACAAAUAGGGUCCCAUCUGCUGAAGAGAGAGGCGCGCAAAGCCUUUUGGACAUGAGUGGUAUGAGCAUACGUAAUUUGCUUAACUCUAAUUAA
This is a messenger RNA of Glarea lozoyensis ATCC 20868, 1995 nucleotides long. RefSeq lists its product as uncharacterized. The record is from RefSeq and is a predicted model, not a curated record. The transcript has 4 exons. Gene Ontology annotation, molecular function: DNA binding; zinc ion binding. NCBI's taxonomy places the organism in Eukaryota, Fungi, Ascomycota, Leotiomycetes, Helotiales, Helotiaceae. The coding region runs from base 1 to 1995 and encodes 664 amino acids. Gene Ontology annotation, biological process: DNA-templated transcription.